Messenger RNA from Pogonomyrmex barbatus (red harvester ant), 1701 nucleotides. RefSeq names its product methyltransferase-like protein 25B. The record is from RefSeq and is a predicted model, not a curated record. Lineage: Eukaryota; Metazoa; Arthropoda; Insecta; Hymenoptera; Formicidae.
CAAUUCAUAAGUUUUAACGAUUUUUAAUGAAGAAGGAAAAAUAUAUCGCCUGCCCAAUCAGCGUGUCACAGAAAGCCAUUCCGAUUACACUGUCCACUUCGAGACACAACAAUGGCCGCUCUCGUCGGUACGUGCACAUGCAGGACUUGCUCGAAGGCUCGAAUGACAAUCGAGAGAAUCUUCAACUUAUUAGACACAUACGGCUGGUUGUUAGAUUCGUAUGUGGUGGAUUUCUUCCAAGAGCAACUAUGGGAGAGACUACCGGACAAUUGGAAGACCGUUCUGCAAACCGUGUCACCCGAGGAGUUUGGAAAAUGGCUAGCCGGAGACAUCUCAUGCUCACGCAUAUGGCCGUUGUCACUGCUCGCACUCCGACAAGCUGCAAAAUAUUUGCAGCUAAACAGAGAUCAUCGAAGUGAUGAGAGUGCUUGGCGAUGUGACAGAGGAAAGAAGUUUGAAUGCAAUUCGGAAAAUUUUGUCUUGGAAAAUAAAAAUAAGGAACCGCACGAUACAUCUCAUCAAACAUCCGCUUUAAACAAACAUAAUAAUCUCUUCCUGAAACAUAUCAAAAUAAAAAAACAACACGAGAUACAACAGAUAGCGCGGAUUUGCGCGGAUUGCGCGCAAGAGUCCAACACAAAAUGCAUUGUAGAUGUGGGAGCGGGCGUGGGUCAUCUAGCCCGAUCUUUAGCGUUUAAAUAUGGCCUACGCGUGAUAUGCAUCGAACAAGAUGCAUUAUUAUCACAGCAGGCCAGGAAACGGGAUAAAGAACUAUUAAUAUCCCUAUCUAAACAUUUGCCCGACUUGAUAGUAGAUGUACCGCAACACGUAUCAAUUAGGCUGGAAAAUAAUAACUCCGAUCAAUCAAAGACAGUCGAGGACAUGCAACAAAUUUUCUAUGAUAACUUCAAUUUGAAUGAAGAGAAAUUCAGAUUUGGCAUUGUAGGGCUGCAUCCAUGUGGAGAUCUCGCAGCCACGUUACUGAGACUUUAUACGUCUCGAUGCGAGACAAAAUUUAUUUGCAUCGUGGGAUGCUGUUACAUGAAGCUGACAUCGCAAUAUACAAAGGAUAUUUUAAAUGGAUACCCGCUCAGUAAAUAUCUGUCGUCAUUUGCAAAACAUAAAUUGUCCUAUACAGCCUUAGAAGUGGCAUGCCACGCUAUUGAGAAUUACUGCGACAAACUGAUGACUGGGAAUUAUGAAGAUUUAAUAGUUCAUGCAUAUAGAGCCAUUCUAGAAACUAUUUUAAUUAAACGAAACAGCCACCUACGUCACACACAAGUGAAGAAUGUUAAAGUGACGAAAUCUCUUUCAACAUUUCAACAAUACUGCAUGGCCGCAACCGCAGAUUUCGAACCAAAUUUCCGGCCUGAGGAUUCAGAUUUUCAAAAUCCGCAACUAAAGCUUUAUCUAAAUCAGUGGCAGCAGAUCGUGAUAUUCGGAGCGUUACGUACUAUGUUGGCGCCAUUAGUAGAGACUGUAGUAUUGUUGGACAGAUUUCUGUAUUUAUCUGAACAUAAUUUGUCUCCCAUAUUGAAGCCUAUUUUUGACGCUAGAUUAUCUCCUCGCAAUUUUUUACUAUUUUCAAUGAAAAUUGAAUGAACAAUCGUUUUGUUAAUUAUAUCUAAAUAUUUUUUAUAUAUUUCUUUAUAGAAUAAAUAUACCGAUGAGAGGAAUUUGUUCCGAUGAUCUUAAUCUUGA